Coniophora puteana RWD-64-598 SS2 is the source of this 2067-nucleotide messenger RNA. Its product is annotated as acid protease. The record is from RefSeq and is a predicted model, not a curated record. The transcript has 7 exons. Gene Ontology annotation, biological process: proteolysis. NCBI's taxonomy places the organism in Eukaryota, Fungi, Basidiomycota, Agaricomycetes, Boletales, Coniophoraceae. Bases 430 to 1914 code for a protein of 494 amino acids. Gene Ontology annotation, molecular function: aspartic-type endopeptidase activity.
GUUUGAUCUCGGCUGCAAACAUGCUAACCGUGGGCUCAACUUGCUGCGCAAAGAAGUGACCACAUACAAGUGUCGUUGCAGUUCGCUGCAAAGAUGGCUGGAACUUUGGUGAUACAGACACCGAUGAUCGGGCGAGAAGUUCUAGCCGCUUGGCGAUGACAUGGGACACAGGCGUCAUUCCCGGCGUCCUUCCUGCCUUCCUCCCAUUUAUGCGAUUGGCGCAUAUAUACCACACCCCUCGCUUCUCGCAUUCCUCUUUACGAUGUUCCUGCGGUCGACCGCGCUCGGCUCGUCAAACACCGUUGCUAUUGUGUUUAGUCCCCAUCUGAACCUCAGCGCGACGUUCAUUCCAAACAUACCUACAACCAUCCACUUUCUCGGUCGCUUCGUCGCGCCCUUGAAGCAUAUACUCACCUUCCCAUUCUUUCCAUGAGAUGGUUUCACCGCUCUCUACCAGCAACUUUCGUUUUACCAGCUAGCAUGGCCAAUGCGGCCCACUUGCGCAUGUCCGGUACAUCGCUCGACUUCAAUGCGCGUCCUCAGAACUUGGCGUCCAUGUCCGGCUCGUCAAAUCUUAGCAAUGUCGUCAAUAUGCGGUAUACAGUCAAUGCCACGCUGGGAGGAGAGUCGGUCACCCUCAUGGUUGAUACGGGCAGCUCGGAUUUUAUCGUGACGAAGCAGAUUCCCUCCGCAAGCGUCGUGAAUGAGCAGUACAAUGUCACGAUUGAGUAUGGAAUAGGGAAAGCUGCUGGAGGAGUAUAUUCUGCUACUCUGGAUCUCCUCGACACUUCUAUUUCCAACCAGUACUAUAUGUACGAUCCGAGCUCGCAGGCAGCUGGCGGCACGGAUGGUCUUCUUGGUCUCGGACCAGGCGAAGGCUCCAUGAUUCUUUCUCAAGCAAACAAUAAUGCAACUGCUAGUCCGCCGAUCGAUCGCAUAUUUGCCAUAAACAACAACACGGACAACUAUGUCGGGAUACACCUCGGACGUAGCAACGACACAAACAAUGCCUACCCCGGAGACCUCACAGUGGGCUCACCUCUUGCCGACUUCUCCAACGUCCUCAAUCAGCCAAAGCUGGAGGUUACUCAAGUGCAACAGAGCAUCCGCUCGUACCAGCACUGGCAGACCUAUCUGGAUCAGGAUGGAAUCAAGGGACCCGACGGCACGCGUAUUCCCAUGAAGUCCAGAGUGACUGGCUCUGAACACCCCAACAAGGCCAACGUCAUGCUUGACACUGGCUACACCUUUCCACAAGUGCCCGCUCAUGUCGCCAAGGCUCUCUACCAGGACAUACCAGGAGCUCAAUUGCAGAAUACUACCAUCGCUUCGGGGCUCUUGUGGACGCUUCCAUGUGAUCAGAAAGUAUCCGCUUCGUUUUACUUCGCGGGCGUAGAGUUCCCCAUUCACCCGCUGGAUCUCAACUUCAAGCCUGUGACCACGGACGUUGUGCCAGGCACGAAUGUGGAGAAUGCUAUCUGUUAUGGCGCAUUCCAACCGUAUGAAGGGAAUCUCAUGGUCGAUGGAGUCAUUGCCUACGACAUGAUUCUUGGGAUGGCUUUUCUAAGGAAUGUGUAUAUGUCCAUCAAUUACGGCCCUCCCUCGAAUCUCAACGGUGCCCCUACUCAGUCGUUCAUCCAGCUACUCCCCAUCACCAAUGCCACGCAAGCCUGCGGGGAGUUCUAUCAAGAACGCCAACCAGAUGCCGACAUUGAUAGCCUGUGCAGCGACCCGACACCGUCGAAACUCAAGAUCCCGGCAUGGGAGAUUGGCGUCAUCGUCGCGGCAUCCAUGGUAUUCCUUCUCACUAUCUCGCUGUGCUUUGUCUGCUUCAGACGUUCCAAGCAGUUCAAACAGCUGAACUUGCCCAACAAGCGGCACCGCGGAAAGGGAAUGUUUCCCCAAUUCCGAUAAAGACUAGGCAUUUUUCACAAUCAUUAUCAACUCUCAAUCAGGACAUCUAUCGCUCAACACCUCAGUCGACGCUCAUACAUUCAUUUUUUCACAUCUAUUUCUAUUCCUUCUUCAAAUCAACGUUGCAUGGUUCCAAUCAUUCUCUCGUUUUGC